GUGUUCAGUCGUCGAACGGACGCUUGGACUGUACUGUUGCACCCGCGUUUUUCUAAAUCAGGUGUAACGAGGAGCCAUGCAGACACGCGGUUGGCUCACUCUUACGUGACUUGUUAUUAUUGUUGGAUUGUGAUUGUUUGGUUGUUUUUUUUUGGGUUUAUUGGCACACGCUCGACUAGGGUGUGUUGUUAAUUAUUAUUACUAUUAUUAUUGUUGUUGAUACAUGAUUGCUGUGGUACAGUCACCAAAAACUAGAGCUAAUUGGAUUAUUGCGACGGUACAUGCAAAUACAGUUGUCUUAAGUCGUGGAGGGAGACAAAGACCAGAGGAAACCUCAUCGGAGUCAGACCUACUCUCUGAUCUCUAUAGGAUACACGAGGUCUGAGGAUGGCUGACAGCGAGGGUGGAUCCGAACAGGAUGAUGUUUCAUUUCUCCGCACGGAGGAUAUGGUAUGUCUAUCCUGUACGGCUACAGGUGAACGAGUUUGUUUAGCAGCUGAGGGAUUUGGUAAUCGUCACUGUUUUCUAGAAAAUAUCGCAGACAAGAACAUACCACCAGACCUCUCUCAAUGUGUCUUUGUGAUAGAACAAGCUCUCUCGGUGCGAGCUUUGCAGGAAUUAGUGACAGCAGCUGGUUCAGAGACGCAGCAAGACACACUUGGCAAAGGUACAGGAUCAGGACAUCGUACGCUCCUUUACGGAAAUGCUAUUUUACUCAGGCAUCUAAACAGCGACAUGUACCUCGCCUGUUUGUCAACAAGCUCAUCAAAUGACAAAUUGUCGUUUGAUGUGGGUCUACAAGAGCACUCUCAAGGAGAGGCUUGUUGGUGGACGGUGCAUCCAGCUUCCAAACAAAGAUCUGAAGGAGAAAAAGUCAGAGUCGGUGACGACCUUAUUCUUGUAUCCGUCGCUACCGAAAGAUACUUGCACACGACGAAAGAAAAUAAUUUAUCGGUAGUAAAUGCAUCAUUUCACGUGACACACUGGUCAGUUCAGCCCUAUGGGACCGGAAUCAGCAGGAUGAAAUACGUUGGCUACGUUUUUGGAGGGGAUGUACUUAGAUUUUUCCACGGAGGUGACGAGUGCUUAACUAUUCCAUCUACUUGGAGUACUUCACCUGGUCAAAACAUUGUUAUUUACGAAGGAGGUAGCGUUAUGAGUCAAGCACGAUCACUCUGGCGCUUAGAACUGGCACGUACCAAAUGGGCCGGUGGUUUUAUCAAUUGGUUGCACCCAAUGCGAAUAAGACAUUUAACAACGGGCCGUUAUCUCGGCGUUAAAGAGAAUAACGAACUAUAUUUAGUCGAUAGAAAUGAAGCUACGAUUGAGACUUCGACCUUCUGGCUACGUCAGGAGAAGGACGACCAAAAAAUAGUCCUUGAGGAUAAGGAUCUUGAAGUCAUUGGAAUGCCUAUUAUUAAGUAUGGUGAUUCUACGGUCAUCAUGCAGCAUUCUACGACAUGUCUUUGGGUUUCUUAUAAGUCCUAUGAAACAAAAAAGAAAGGUGUCGGCAAAGUAGAAGAAAAACAGGCAGUUUUGCAUGAGGAAGGUAAGAUGGACGACGGGUUAGACUUCUCGAGGUCGCAAGAAGAAGAAUCAAGGACCGCGAGGGUUAUACGCAAAUGCAGCAGCCUUUUUACUCAAUUCAUCACAGGCCUAGAAACGUUACAGAUUGACCGAAGAGCGUCGAUGUUUUUUCAAAAUGUCAAUCUUAAUGAAAUGGUCAUGUGUUUGGAGGAUUUGAUUAAUUACUUCGCCCAGCCUGAGGAUGAUAUGGAACACGAAGAGAAACAAAACCGAUUCCGAGCUUUGAGAAACCGCCAGGAUUUAUUCCAAGAGGAGGGAAUUCUGAACUUGAUACUGGAGGCUAUUGACAAGAUAAACGUAAUAACAUCUCAGGGGUUUUUGGUCGCAAUGUUUGGGGACGAGAGCGGACAGGCGUGGGAUCAAAUUUCGGGAUACUUGUAUCAAUUACUGGCAGCAAUAAUAAAGGGAAACCAUACCAACUGUGCUCAGUUCGCGAAUAGUAAUCGUUUAAACUGGUUGUUCAGUCGAUUGGGGUCACAGGCCUCCAGUGAAGGCACUGGAAUGCUUGAUGUGCUUCAUUGUGUCCUCAUCGACUCACCAGAAGCGCUGAAUAUGAUGAGGGAUGAACAUAUCAAAGUUAUAAUAUCACUUCUGGAAAAACACGGUCGCGACCCAAAAGUCCUGGAUGUCCUCUGUUCUCUCUGUGUGGGAAAUGGCGUCGCAGUUCGGUCGUCCCAGAACAACAUCUGCGAUUUCCUUCUUCCUGGAAAAAACUUACUUCUUCAAACGCAAUUGGUGGACCACGUGGCCAGUGUGAGACCUAAUAUCUUUGUUGGUAGAGUCGAGGGCUCUGCGGUCUAUCAGAAGUGGUACUUUGAAGUUACGGUGGAUCACAUCGAACAAACGACGCAUAUGAUGCCACACUUGAGGAUUGGCUGGGCCAACACCACCGGGUACGUUCCAUAUCCAGGAGGCGGUGAAAAAUGGGGUGGUAACGGUGUUGGGGAUGAUUUAUACUCAUUCGGAUUUGACGGGGCGUUUCUGUGGACCGGAGGCAGAAAGACACCAGUACUAAACAACGCUACGGAGCCGUAUAUCAGAAAAGGUGACGUGGUUGGGUGCGCGCUGGAUUUGACCGUCCCGGUAAUAACAUUCACGUUCAACGGAUCAAACAUUUCCGGGUCCUUCAGGAAUUUCAAUCUUGACGGGAUGUUUUUCCCAGUGAUAAGUUGCUCUUCAAAAUUGUCCUGCCGAUUUCUGCUUGGAGGUGACCAAGGAAGGAUGAAGUUCCAGCCACCUGAAGAAUUUUCUCCAUUAGUUGAAAGCUUGUUACCACAGCAAAUUCUUUCCCUCGACCCGUGCUUCUACUUCGGGAACAUGAGCAAGGUAGUUUUGGCCGGUCCUUGGUCCGUCGAAGACGACACAGCCUUUGUUCCUGCUCCAGUGGACACCAGUAUGGUCAAUCUUCCGGCUUAUGUUGAACAAAUACGCGAUAAAUUGGCGGAAAACAUCCACGAGAUGUGGGCGAUGAACAAAAUUGAAGCGGGCUGGAUUUUUGGAGAACAGCGCGAUGAUAUGCGGAAGAUUCAUCCUUGUAUAGUUCAAUUUGAAAAGCUACCGGCUGCUGAAAAAAGAUACGACACUCAGCUGGCUGUUCAGACGUUGAAGACAAUUUUAGCGUUGGGUUAUUAUAUCACCGUGGAUAAGCCGGAGCAAAGGAUCAAGACUCUGAGGCUGCCAAAUGAACCGUUUUUGCAGAGUAGUGGAUACAAACCCGCGCCUCUAGAUUUGACCGCAAUUACCCUGACGCCAAAAAUGGAAGAACUGGUGGACCAAUUGGCGGAAAAUACUCACAAUUUGUGGGCUAAGGAGAGGAUCAGUCAAGGGUGGACCUAUGGGCUUAACGAGGACUCUGAGAUGAGACGCAGUCCGCAUUUAGUGCCUUAUCCAAAAGUCGACGAAGCUAUCAAAAAGGCUAACAGAGACACUGCUAGUGAAACUGUUAGAACGCUUUUGGUUUAUGGAUAUAUGUUAGAUCCGCCUACUGGGGAACAACAUGAAGCAUUACUUCUAGAAGCAAGCAGACUACGUCAAUUAUGCUUCAGAACAUACAGAGUAGAGAGGCACUACGCAGUAACCAGUGGAAAGUGGUACUUUGAAUUUGAAGUACUGACUGCAGGACCGAUGCGCGUAGGAUGGGCAAAGGCCGAUUGCAUGCCAGGAAACAUGCUUGGAAGUGACGAUUGCACUUGGGCUUUUGAUGGGUAUAACGAGGAAAAAGUAUUCUCGGGCAACGCCGAAACGUUUGGCAAACAAUGGCAAGUUGGAGAUGUUGUUGGUGUGUUCCUGGAUCUUAUUGACCGAACAAUUAGUUUUUCGUUAAAUGGAGAGCUUCUUAUGGACGCGUUAGGAGGAGAAACAUCAUUUGCUGAUGUUCAAGGUGACUCUUUUGUACCGGCUUUUACAUUGGGAGUAGGUCAAAGAGCUAAAUUAACAUUUGGACAGGAUGUUAAUACUUUGAGGUACUUUACUACUUGUGGUCUUCAGGAAGGAUAUGAACCUUUUUGUGUAAACAUGAAUAGAGCAGUAACAUAUUGGUACACAAAAGAUCAACCGAUUUUUGAAAACACCGACGACAUGAUUGACGGGCGAAUUGAUGUCGCGAGAAUUCCCGCGGGGUCUGACAGCCCACCGUGUCUCAAAAUAUCACACAAUACAUUUGAGACCAUGGAGAAGGCUAAUUGGGAAUUUCUCCGUCUGUCUUUGCCCGUUAUCUGUCAAUCAUCUUUCAUAACGGAGAACGAGAAAACGAGGCGAUGGCAAGAGAUUAAAAUGCGCCAAAAUAGAUUGUUGGUUGAACAAAAUGAACAAUAUCACGCGGCUACGCCGUCGGCUAAUAUGGAGCAUAUUAUGAAGUCUGGAUUUAGUAUGAGUGAUAUCAAAGGAUUACAAAGAAAUUACUCAGAAGAUGCCGUCGAAGAAGCUGUUGAAAUGAUGAAAGAAUCACCUUUACCUCAAAGAAGCAAACCAGCAAGACCUCCUCGCAAAAACUCUCUCUACGAAUCGCAUAAUUUAAAUCAUGACAGCGGUAAUGAGGGCGAGAUGAAUGGAUUCGAGGAGAUGAACGGAGAUGCAAAGGAUGAUAAAAAAUUAAAACGCGGCAGAUCACCGUUCAGUACGCUUAAAGAAGAAGUAGAGGAAAGUCCAUUUUUUUCGCGCAAAGCCAAGUCUCCGGAUGCAAAGUCAAGGACUCCAGAACCGGGUAUGCUCGAUAUGACGGACAAAGCGGCUCGAGGUGUUUCUGCGUCGCGACUUUCUAACAAAUCGCCUCAAAUUCGCGUAUCGACGACUGACUUGAAAGUUGUCCCGCCCCAAAUCCCGGAACGCAAUGCGCCAAAAGCGAUGUCUGUAAACUUGACUGGAACUGGAGUAGAAGCUAUUGGAAAUGAACUUUUCGACGCAGAUUGUUUGAAAUUGAUGAAUGAAUAUUUUUAUGGUGUACGAGUAUUCCCUGGGCAGGAUCCAACUCAUGUUUAUGUAGGUUGGGUCACAUCACAGUAUCAUCUACAUACCAAGGACUUUAAUCUCUCACGUGUUAGGAAAUCGUCUGUUGUUAUUGUUGAUGAAUAUGACCGUGUUGUUGAACAAGUAGAUAGACAAAGUUGCUACAUGGUUCGAGCGGACGAGCUUUACAACGAAGUAACCCAAGAUGCGUCUGGAAAAGGAGCUUCUCAAGGAAUGUUCGUCGGGUGCUUCGUAGACACAGCGACUGGUCUCGUAUCGUUUACCUGCGAGGGAAAAGAAACCAGUCACAAGUUCAAAAUGGAGCCUGAUACAAAACUCUUCCCCGCGAUCUUCGUCGAAGCUACAAGCAAAGAAAUCCUCCAGAUUGAAUUGGGCCGUACGUCAACGACUCUCCCGCUUUCAGCGGCUGUUCUUCAAAACUCUGAACGUCACGUAACUCCGCAGUUUCCUCCGCGUUUGAAAGUCCAGUGCUUGAAACCCCAUCAGUGGGCAAGAGUCCCUAAUCAAUCUCUCCAGGUGCAUGCCUUGAAGCUUUCUGACAUCAGAGGGUGGUCCAUGCUCUGCGAGGACGCAAUUUCAAUGCUAGCACUGCAUAUUCCUGAAGAGGAUCGAUGCAUUGACAUACUGGAGCUUAUCGAGAUGGAUAAGCUUCUAAGUUUCCAUGCACAUACUUUGAUUUUGUACGCUGCAUUGUGUUAUCAAUCAAACUAUAGAGCAGCCCACGCGCUUUGUCUCCACGUCGAUCAGAAACAAUUGUUGUAUGCCAUACGCGCUGAAUACAUGUCAGGUCCGCUACGUCAAGGAUUUUAUGACCUUCUCAUUGCUCUUCAUCUUGAGUCACAUGCAACGACUAUGGAAACUUGCAAAAAUGAAUUCAUUAUCCCUCUAGGACAAGAAUUGAAAGAUCUUUACGAAAACGAGGAAAUGUGCCACAGCUUAAGAUACCUAGAAACAGAAUCUGUAAGACCACAGAUGAAAAUGACCGACAUCAGGUUAUUUCCUUCCAGCGAAAACCAGAACAUCGAGAACAUCCGCAGUCUCUACAGCCCGUACUUUCCUCUGGAUAUCGUAAGGGAUUACGUUAUGAUGGCGCUCAAUGAAGCCGUUGAAAUAAACCAAGUCCACAAUCGCGAUCCAAUUGGUGGCAGCAACGAGAAUCUCUUUUUACCUUUAUUGAAACUUACUGACCGGUUACUUUUGGUUGGAAAACUGAGAAAUGAAGACAUUGCAAAACUUCUUAUUAUGAUCAAUCCAGAAACUUGGGACCCGACUUUUGAUAAAGAGGGAAAAGAUGAGCACAAAAAAGGAUUACUACACAUGAAAAUGGCCGAAGGAGCAAAGCUUCAGAUGUGUUACCUCCUCCACCAUUUAUGCGACAUCCAACUCCGUCACAGAGUAGAAUCAAUAAUCGCCUUUAGUCACGACUUCGUCGGGGAGCUCCAAGCGGAUCAAUUGCGGCGUUACAUAGACAUAAAACAAUCAGAUUUGCCUUCAGCAGUUGCUGCCAAAAAGACCAAAGAGUACCGUUGUCCACCCCGUGAGCAAAUGAACUCUAUCCUAAGUUUCAAAAGCCUGGAGGAUGACGAUCCCGAUAAUAUUCCCUGUGGAGAAGAUUUAAUAGCAAAGAUGAACGAGUUUCACGGUAAACUCAUGUCCUACGUUUCUCUUCAAGCCAUCGAGGAAUCUUCAGAUGCUACUGACGAAUCUGCAGAGCCUCCGAAGCCAGAAGGCUGGAAGAAAGUUUUCUCCAUUAUUCCCUUCAAGUCGCAGGCACUGAUGAUAAAAGAAAUCGAGGAGGAGUCGAAACCAGAGGAGGAACCUGUUAAGAAAACUCCGGAAGAAGUAUUCCGCAAGGUUUUGAUCUCGACGAUUGUCAGUUGGGCGGAAGAAACCCAAAUUGAAACUCCGAAACUCGUAAGAGAGAUGUUCAGUCUCUUGGUGAGACAGUAUGACACAGUAGGCGAGUUGAUAAGAGCUUUGGAAAAGACUUAUGUGAUCAACAGCAAGACCAAAGAUGAUGUGGCUGGAAUGUGGGUCGGGUUGGUUCAAAUUCGUGCAUUGCUUCCAGUCCAGAUGUCUCAGGAAGAAGAAGAACUGGUUAGAGAAAGAUUGUGGAAGCUUGUCAACAAUCACACUUUCUUCCAGCACCCAGAUUUGAUCCGUGUGCUGAGAAUCCACGAGAAUGUGAUGGCUAUUAUGAUCAAUACGCUGGGUCGUAGGUCCCAAGCGCAAUCAGACACCCAAACUCAGGCUCAAGUCGCAGAAGGCGAAGCUCCUUCAAAAGAAAAAGAUACCUCGCAUGAAAUGGUCGUCGCUUGUUGCAGAUUUUUAUGUUACUUCUGCAGAACUUCUAGGCAGAAUCAGAAAGCUAUGUUUGAUCACUUCAAUUUCUUGCUAGAGAACAGUAAUAUUUUGUUGUCAAGACCUUCGUUGAGAGGCUCCACGCCGCUGGAUGUUGCUUACUCAAGUCUGAUGGAAAAUACGGAGCUUGCUCUGGCUUUGAGGGAACAUUAUUUGGAGAAGAUUGCGGUUUACUUGUCACGCUGCGGCUUGCAAUCUAAUUCAGAGCUUAUUGAAAAGGGAUAUCCUGAUCUUGGGUGGGAUCCGGUUGAAGGAGAACGUUAUCUUGAUUUCUUGAGAUUCUGCGUUUGGGUUAAUGGUGAAAGUGUUGAAGAAAAUGCAAAUUUAGUUAUCCGCUUGCUGAUCCGUCGACCAGAAUGUCUUGGACCAGCUUUACGUGGUGAAGGCGAGGGACUUUUGCAAGCUAUUAUUGAAGCUAACAAAAUGUCUGAACGAAUCGCGGACCGGCGAAAACGUUUUAAACAGGUCCACGACGAAGCCGAGGGCAAUGCGAUAAUCGCCCAAUUUGAACACCCACUUCCCGAAUCAGAUGACGAUGAAGAUUACAUCGACACUGGAGCUGCUAUUUUGAAUUUCUACUGUACGCUUGUCGACUUAUUGGGCCGCUGUGCUCCAGAUUCUUCAGUUAUCGAGCAAGGCAAAAAUGAAUCACUGAGAGCCCGAGCAAUCUUGAGAUCUCUCGUUCCGCUGGACGAUCUUCAAGGAGUAUUAUCUCUGCGCUUUACUCUUUUGAAUCUUGCAGCCGGCCAGGAAAGACCAAAAAGCGACACACCAUCAGGAUUGAUUCCAGGUCACAAGCAGAGUGUUGUGCUGUUCUUGGAGCGGGUCUACGGUAUCGAGACCAAAGAACUGUUUUUUAAGAUUCUAGAAGAAGCUUUUCUGCCUGACUUGCGUGCUGCUACGAUGCUCGACAGAAACGAUGGCUAUGAAUCAGACAUGGCUCUUGCGAUGAAUCGUUACAUUGGAAACAGUAUUCUUCCUUUGUUGAUCAACUUAUCGAAAUUUUAUAACGAAGCUGAUAAUUAUGCUAGCUUGCUUGAUGCAACUCUGCAUACUGUCUAUCGGCUCAGUAAGAACAGGAUGUUGACCAAAGGACAACGUGAAGCUGUGUCAGACUUCUUGGUAGCAUUGACUAGUCAAAUGCAACCGAGUAUGCUGCUGAAACUCCUUCGCAAGCUCACUAUUGAUGUCUCCCAAUUAUCAGAAUACACUACAGUCGCUUUACGACUUCUUACACUGCACUACGAUCGUUGCGCUAAAUAUUACGGCUCAACGGGUGGUCAAGGUUCUAGUGACGAAGAAAAGCGGCUGACGAUGGUAUUAUUCAGCAAUAUAUUCGAUUCACUGUCCAAGAUGGACUACGACCCCGAACUGUUCGGAAAAGCAUUGCCGUGUCUCACAGCGAUCGGUUGCGCUUUACCACCAGAUUAUUCGCUCUCCAAAAAUUACGACGAUGAGUGGUACAGCAGCAAAUCAGCUUCAACACAGUCUCCAGAUGGACCUUACAAUCCCGCACCUAUCAACACCACGAGCGUCGUUCUCAACAACGAUUUGAAUCAAAUAGUCCAGAAGUUUUCCGAACAUUAUCACGACGCUUGGGCUAAUCGCAAGCUUGAAAACGGCUGGACUUACGGAGAGUCAUGGUCUGAUUCCAAUAAAACUCAUCCCAGGUUGAAACCCUACAAUAUGCUGAAUGAUUACGAGAAAGAACGGUAUAAAGAACCGGUUAGAGAGAGUUUGAAAGCUCUGCUUGCAAUUGGGUGGAGUGUCGAGCAUGCUGAAGUUGAUGUUCCUUCAACGAACCGUAGUUCUUUAAGACGAUCUUCCAAGAGCCAGAGCGAUGCAGCGAAUCCAUUUAAUUACAAUCCACAUCCAGUUGAUAUGACCAACCUUACAUUAAGCAGAGAAAUGCAAAAUAUGGCUGAAAGAUUAGCCGAUAAUGCUCACGACAUUUGGGCAAAGAAGAAAAAAGAAGAGUUGAUAACUUCAGGAGGUGGAAUUCAUCCUCAAUUAGUUCCGUAUGAUUUACUAACAGACAAGGAAAAGCGCAAAGACCGCGAACGUUCUCAGGAAUUUUUGAAGUAUCUUCAAUACCAAGGUUACAAAUUGCACAAACCAAACCGCGGUGGUGAAACAGAAGUCGCGGGAGCUGGAGCUGCUGUUGAGCUUAGAUUCGCGUACUCGCUUCUGGAGAAAUUGAUCGCGUAUUUGGAUAAGGCGACUAUCAACAUGAAGCUUUUGAAGCCUUCAGAUACGUACAGCAGACGAAACAGUUUUAAAACUUCAACGCGAGAUAUUAAAUUCUUCAGCAAAGUCGUGCUACCUUUGAUGGAAAAAUACUUUAGUACUCACAGAAAUUACUUUAUUGCUGUUGCAACGGCGACUAAUAAUGUUGGUGCAGCUUCGCUUAAAGAAAAGGAAAUGGUUGCUGCGUUGUUUUGCAAAUUGGCGAGUUUGUUGCGCUCAAGACUCGCGGCUUUUGGCGCGGAUGUAAGAAUCACUGUACGAUGUCUUCAGGUACUUGUUAAAGGAAUUGACGCGAAAUCGCUGGUUAAAAAUUGUCCUGAGUUUAUUAGAACUUCUAUGCUGACUUUCUUUAAUAACACUGCGGAUGAUCUUGGUCACACGAUUUUGAAUCUUCAGGAGGGAAGGUAUAGUCAUCUUCGUGGGACACAUUUGAAGACUUCCACGUCGUUGUUUUAUAUCAACAGUGUUGUUUUGCCGACACUCACUGCUAUGUUCGAUCAUCUUGCUGUUUGUGAAUAUGGCAGCGAUCUUUUGCUUGAUCAAAUUCAAGUAGCAUCAUACAAAAUGCUAGCAUCACUCUACUCCCUCGGAACUGAUGCAACAUUGACCCACGACCGCAAGUACCUAAAGACUGAAAUCGAACGAAACAAACCAAAUUUGGGAUCCUGCCUCGGCGCAUUCUCCAGUUGUUUCCCGGUAGCUUUCCUCGAGCCUCACCUUAACAAACAUAAUCAAUUUUCUCUACUAAACCGCAUCGCCGAUAAUUCUCUCGAAGCUCAAGAUAUAAUGAUGCGAAUGGACUCAAGUAUGCCGACUCUGGAAACGAUUCUCGCAGAAGUUGACGCUUUCGUCGAGUCCGAACAAACUUACAACGACGCGCCGCAUAUCGUCGACGUGAUACUACCUCUCCUGUGUUCUUACCUGCCAUUCUGGUGGGCUCAGGGUCCAGAUAACGUUAAUCCUACCGAAGGUACCUACGUCAGUAUGGUAACCAGCGACCACAUGAACCAGUUGCUUAAAAAUGUAUUGAAGUUGAUAAAAAAAAAUAUCGGAAAUGAAAACGCUCCAUGGAUGACCCGCAUCGCAGCUUACACUCAACAGAUUAUCAUCAACUCCUCAGAGGAAUUGUUGAAGGAUCCAUUUUUACCGCUUGCUGAAAGGGUCAGGAAACGGACUGACAAUAUGUUCCACAAAGAAGAAUCACUUCGCGGGUUCAUUAAGUCUUCAACUGAUGAUACUUCGCAAGUAGAAGCUCAGAUUCAAGAAGAUUGGCAGCUUCUUGUACGAGAUAUUUACGCUUUCUAUCCAUUGUUGAUUAAGUACGUUGACUUGCAACGUAAUCAUUGGUUGAGAAAUAAUAUUCCUGAGGCUGAAGACUUGUAUAAUCAUGUAGCAGCCAUUUUUAACAUCUGGUCAAAAUCUCAAUACUUCCUUAAAGAAGAACAGAACUUUAUUUCGGCAAAUGAAAUUGAUAAUAUGGUUCUUAUUAUGCCUACUGCAAUUCGAAGAACUGCUACUGUUACUGAUGGAUCUGCUCCUGCUCCCGGAAAGAAAAAGAAGAAGAACCGUGAUAAGAAACGUGACAAAGACAAAGAAGUCCAGGCAUCAUUAAUGGUAGCCUGUCUCAAACGUUUAUUACCAGUGGGACUUAAUUUAUUCGCUGGCCGAGAACAAGAGUUGGUCCAGCACUGCAAAGAUCGUUUUCUCAAGAAACUUCCGGAAGCAGACAUCGCGGAGUUUGCUAAAAUACAACUAACUCUACCCGACAAAAUAGACCCCGCGGACGAAAUGUCUUGGCAACACUACUUGUACUCGAAGUUGGGGCAAAAGAAGGAUAUCGUUGAACCAGGGAAGCCACCGCAGACCGAGGAUGUCGUUAUGAGAAUUACCGACAUGGCGAAAGUACUCUACGGACUUCAUAUGAUUGAUCAUCCCCAGCAGCAAGGCAAGAGUAGUUACAAAUCCGUGGUCUCUAUUCAACGGAAACGAGCGGUUAUCGCUUGUUUCCGUCAGAAUCCCUUACAUUCCUUACCCAGACAUCGGGCCAUAAAUAUAUUUGCAAGAACUUAUUACGAACUAUGGCUCCAAGACGAAAAUGUUGGACAGGAAAAAAUGAUUGAAGAUUUAACGCAAUCUUUUGAAGACGCAGAACUUAAGAAAGUAGACUCCGCGGAAGACGAAGGAAAACCCGAUCCCCUAACACAAUUGGUAACAACUUUCUGUCGCGGCGCGAUGACCGAGCGUACUGGUGCUCUUCAAGAAGACCCUCUGUACAUGAGUUACGCGCAAAUUAUUUCCAAGUCCUGUGGGGAAGAAGAAGAAGAGGGUGAAGAUGAAGAGGGUGGUGGCGGCGAAGAAGAGGGUCAGGCUUCUAUUCAUAAUAAAGAAGUAUUGAGGCCGAUGUAUAAAUUAAUGGAACAAGAAAUGGAAAAACAAAAAUUGCUAUUCCACCAAGCACGACUUGCAAAUCGAGGUGUCGCAGAAAUGGUUCUCCUCCACAUAUCAGCAUGCAAAGGAGUACCCAGUGAAAUGGUAAUGAAAACUCUCGAGCUGGGAAUAUCGAUCCUCCGCGGCGGUAAUAUUGAUAUCCAGCGGGGAAUGUUGAAUCACUUGAAAGAGAAAAAAGACGUCGGAUUUUUCACUUCAAUCGCGGGACUGAUGAAUUCCUGCAGCGUGUUAGAUCUCGACGCCUUUGAGAGAAAUACCAAAGCCGAGGGGUUGGGUGUGGGAUCUGACGGAGCUGCCGGUGAGAAAAAUAUGCAUGACGCUGAAUUUACAUGCGCUUUAUUCAGGUUUAUUCAAUUGACUUGUGAAGGUCACAAUUUAGACUGGCAAAAUUAUUUAAGAACGCAGGCUGGAAACACGACGACUGUAAACGUGGUAAUUUGUACAGUAGAUUACCUGCUGCGACUACAAGAGUCGAUAAUGGACUUUUACUGGCAUUACUCGAGUAAAGAAUUAAUAGAUCCCGCGGGUAAAGCUAAUUUCUUCAAAGCAAUCAGUGUUGCUAGUCAAGUAUUUAACACGCUUACUGAAGUAAUCCAAGGUCCUUGUGCUCAAAAUCAACAAGCGCUUGCUCACUCGCGUUUAUGGGACGCUGUCGGUGGUUUCUUGUUUUUGUUCUCUCAUAUGCAGGAUAAAUUGUCGAAACAUUCGAGUCAAGUUGAUUUGUUGAAAGAGUUGCUGAAUCUUCAGAAAGAUAUGAUUACUAUGAUGUUGUCUAUGUUGGAAGGAAAUGUUGUAAAUGGUACAAUCGGUAAACAGAUGGUUGAUACAUUGGUAGAGUCUGCGAGUAAUGUCGAAUUGAUCCUCAAGUACUUUGACAUGUUUUUGAAAUUGAAAGAUCUCGUGUCCUCGCCAAGUUUCCUAGAAGUUGAUCUCAAUAAAGACGGAUGGGUGUAUCCAAAAGACUUUAAAGAGAAAAUGGAGCAGCAGAAAAGUUAUACACCGGAGGAAAUAGAUUUUUUGUUGGCCUGUUGCGAGAUAAAUCAUGACGGGAAAAUAGAUUAUGUCGCUUUUAUGAAUCGAUUCCACGAGCCAGCCAAAGAAAUAGGAUUUAACUUAGCGGUGUUGCUAACGAAUUUAUCAGAACACAUGCCAAAUGAACCCCGUCUGGCGCGCUUCCUCGAGACAGCGGGCUCUGUUCUCAAUUACUUUGAGCCAUUCCUCGGUAGAAUUGAAAUCCUCGGUGGAAAUAGGAAAAUAGAACGCGUUUACUUUGAGAUAAAGGAGUCUAAUAUUGAGCAGUGGGAAAAACCGCAGAUCAAAGAAUCCAAGCGGUCGUAUUUCUACAGCACGGUGGUUGAAGCCGGAGACAAAGAGAAGCUUGAGACGUUUAUUAACUUCUGUGAAGACGCUAUUUUUGAAAUGCAACAUGCGAGCGCACUGAUGGCUGUUGAAGAGAGCGGAGGAAUCGGCAAAGCCAGAGAAUCCUCUUACACGUAUAUCACCGACGACGAUGAGGAGAAAAAUAAAGAUCCAAUUAGACGAGGGAUCCAAGCUUUCAAAGACGGAAUUUCAUUUUUAUUUGCAAUGUUCUCGAUUGCUAAUAUUAAGAACAAAAUUGCGGAAAUGCAGCAGAUGACGAUACCUGAGCUAAUUGUUGGAUUUUUCAAAAUGAUAUUCUACGCGUUUUAUUACUCUGGAUUUGGAGUUGGAAUUGUUAUUAAUUACUUUUUGCAAUUUUUAUUGGCUUUGAUGCGCGGUCCCCAUGUCGAAGAACUUGUUGUUGAAGUUAAAGAAGAGGAAGAAAAAUAUUCACGGCAUUUACCUACACUACCACCGACUCCUGAUGAAUCUAAUUUACAAGUACAAGCAUUUGGUAUGGACAUAACUAAAGAAGAAGGUGGUCAAAUAAAAAUAGCUGCUCAUGAAUCGAAUCCCUCGUCUCCCCAAUCCAGCAUAGAUGAACCAGGGGAAAGUACUCCUGAGGAAGGUUUAGUUGACGGCGCUAGCAAAGCUGACGGUGAAUCUGAAGGACCUGUUACCUUGGCUGAUCUUUUAGGCGGUGAACAAGCAAGAGCUCAAGCCGCUGCAACAGCAGAAGCAGCAGCAGCCCAACAAGCAGCAAUGGCUGCAGUUGAAGCUGAAGCUAAGCAAGAAGUCACUGUAGAGCCAUCAGUGGGUUAUACAAUUGACUUUUCAGCUUACACUCAUCGAUUUCUUUCUAUGUUGGCUAGAAAUUUCUACUAUCUUAAAUAUGCAGCAUUAGGUCUUGCUUUUGCGAUCAACUUUGUCCUUUUAUCUUACCGAGUAUCAGCUGCAUUCGACCAAGAUGACGGCAGUGGAGAUUCUAUCGAUGACAUCUUGUCAGAAAUGUCGGGAGCAAGUGGCUCGGGUUCGGGUUUAGGAAGCGGUUUCGCGGAAACUGCGAGCAGUGGUAACGAUGAAGACAGCUCUCAAGAAGAAGAAGAUGAUCCACUUGAAUAUGUCUCUGUACCAGAAGACUACUUUUGGCUAGCUCACUUGAUGAGACUAAUGGCCGGUUUACACUCUCUAGUAUCGUUGGCAAUGCUUGUCGCUUACUACCACCUUAAAGUACCGCUUGCUAUCUUCAAACGUGAAAAAGAAGUCGCCCGUCGAGUUGAAUUCGACGGUUUGUAUAUUAUGGACAACACUUCCAUUGAGGGUGAAGAACUUAAAGAAAAAUGGGAUAAAAUAGUUAUAUCUGCCAAGACUUUUCCUGUUAACUAUUGGGAUAAGUUUGUUAAGAAAAAAGUCAGACAAAAGUACAGUGAAACUUAUGACUUCGAUGCUAUUAGUAAUCUUUUGGGGAUGGAGAAAACUUCGUUUAGUCAACAGGAAGACGAAGGAUCUGGAAUUAUACAUUUCUUCUUUAGCAUCGAUUGGAGGUAUCAAUUAUGGAAAGCUGGUGUCACAAUAACAGAUCAAUCGUUCUUGUACAGUUUGUGGUAUUUUACAUUCUCAAUUCUCGGCAAUUACAACAACUUCUUCUUCGCGGCUCAUCUACUGGACGUCGCAGUUGGAUUCAAAACAUUGAGAACUAUUUUAGAGUCUGUCACGCACAAUGGAAAACAAUUAGUAUUAACAGUCAUGUUGCUCACUAUUAUCGUGUAUAUUUACACAGUCAUAGCCUUUAAUUUCUUCCGUAAAUUUUACAUACAAGAUGAAGACGAAGAAGUCGACAAAAAAUGUCACGACAUGUUAACGUGUUUCGUUUUCCAUCUUUAUAAAGGAGUAAGAGCUGGAGGUGGUAUCGGUGAUGAAAUUGGUGAACCUGACGGCGAUGAAUAUGAACCUUACCGAAUUAUGUUUGAUAUUACAUUUUUCUUCUUUGUAAUUGUUAUCCUUCUUGCUAUUAUUCAAGGUUUGAUCAUUGAUGCAUUCGGAGAGCUUCGUGAUCAAUUGGAAAGUGUUAAAACAAAUAUGGAAAGUAAUUGCUUUAUAUGCGGAUUAGGGAAAGAAUAUUUUGAUGCUGUUCCUCGUGGAUUUGAAACGCACGUUACACAAGAGCAUAAUUUAGCAAAUUACAUGUUCUUCCUCAUGCAUCUCAUUAAUAAGCCAGACACCGAGUACACAGGUCAAGAGACUUAUGUAUGGAACAUGUAUCAACAGCGACAGUGGGACUUUUUCCCGGUUGGUGACUGCUUUAGAAAACAGAACGAAGCCGGAGAGGAAGAAGUCAAAAAAAAAUAAUUUUAAGUGUUUCAUUUUUUUUUUUUUUUUUUUUUUCAUUCAAUUGAUUAUUUAAUCAAUUAAAUAAAAUAUUAUUUACUUACAGACGACAAAAUAUAAAGACAACCGACAGUAAUGAAUUGACAGAAAAAAUUAUUAAAUCAAUGACAAUCUCAUAUCGUAGCGGGCUUUGAGUUUUUCUUACUCGUCUGUCGCACUGAAUCAAAAUUUUAAACAAUUACAUUUAUUAAACAGAAAUACUAGUACUAGUAAUUAAUAAUUUUUGUUUUAUCACAACUAGUGACUAUUGAACGCGAAUACGUACGUGAUAAUAAAGUGCUUAAAAUUGAGGCUUUUUAAAUUUAUAAAAUUGGCUUCAAAUUACAUUAGAUUAUGGUAAAUAAUAAUAAUAUUAAUAAUAAAAAAUAAUAAGCAUUGAACCAAAAUUUUUAAAUAAUAAGUAAUGAUGAUAAAAAUAAAAAUUUAACAAAUUUUUCAUAGCCAUGAAAUUAAAAAUAUUAAUAAUAAUUCCAAAACUUGCAAUUAAAUUUCACCUAUUUUUUCAACUUUAUAAUAGCUUAAUAUUCAAACCAAUAGUUAAUUACUAGACUAUUAAAAUUAGUACGUACGAUUAAUAAAGUAAAAAAUCAACUAUAGAUUUUAAAACUAAAGAAUGCACAAAUUAGUUAUUCUAAAUGAUAAAUAAAAAAAAAAAUCUCAUUAUUUUCUACAAUACUUUAUCGAGUGCGACAUUACACACAAAUAACAAUCAAUAUUAUUAAUAAUUAAUAAUUAUUUAUAUCUAAUGUGCGUUAAAAACAUUUAAAAUAUUUAUAUUGUUACAUGAAUGGAAGUGUGUUUAUCCUAUUAAAUAAUUUAUCUGUUGUUUUUGAUUGUUAUCCACGACUGAACUCAUUAAGAAUCAUCUUCAAUUAUUAAAAAUACAUAACAUAUAUAUAAAUAAA
This is a messenger RNA of Cotesia glomerata, 16760 nucleotides long. It is a transcript of the gene RyR, whose product is annotated as ryanodine receptor. Gene Ontology annotation, biological process: intracellular calcium ion homeostasis; calcium ion transmembrane transport. The record is from RefSeq and is a predicted model, not a curated record. Gene Ontology annotation, molecular function: ryanodine-sensitive calcium-release channel activity; protein binding. Gene Ontology annotation, cellular component: sarcoplasmic reticulum membrane; calcium channel complex; smooth endoplasmic reticulum. The coding region runs from base 388 to 15816 and encodes 5142 amino acids. Lineage: Eukaryota; Metazoa; Arthropoda; Insecta; Hymenoptera; Braconidae. The transcript has 54 exons.